CUUCCCGACCGUCCAGGCAUCAUGUCCCGCUCGGAGGAGGUGAACCGGCUGACCGAAAACGUCUAUCGGGUGAUUCUGGACCAGUUCAACCCAAGUUUAAGGAAUUUUGUUACCAUGGGGAAAAGUUAUCAAAAAGCCCUCUCAGGGGUUACUGUUGCUGCCAAAGGCUACUUUGAUGCCUUGGUGAAACUUGGUGAGUUGGCCAGUGACAGCCAAGGAUCCAAAGAGCUGGGUGAUACCUUGUUCCAAAUGGCUGAAGUCCACAGGCAGAUGCAAGUACAGUUAGAGGAGACGCUGAAAUUUUUCCACUCUGAGAUGCUAUCCCAACUGGAACACAAACUGGAGCUGGAUAUCAAGUAUCUGAUGGCUACUCUGAAGAAAUACCAAGCAGAGCAUCGUGCCAAAGCCGAAUCAAUCGAAAAGUAUCAGUCUGAGCUGAAGAAACUGCGCAAGAAGUGCCAGAACAGUAAAAACCCAAUGAAAUAUGGGGAUCGUGAAGUGCAGUAUGUGGAAAUCAUGAGCACCAAGCAGAGCGAGCUGGAUUGGUUUGUGGCGGAAGGCUACAAAGCAGCCCUGACGGAGGAACGGCGCCGGUACUCAUUCCUGGUGGACCGCCAGUGUGCUAUUUCCAAGCACUUCAGCAAUUAUCACAGCAAGGUGCAGGAGCUGUUGGCAGCCAGACUGCCUGCCUGGCAAACAUCGUGCACCCAACCUACCCGUUUACCUGAGCGGGCAUUGGCUUUGGUCAAGCUCACAGCCAACAACACCACAGCUGGCAUUUCUGUUCCAGCCAUGGAUCCCCUCCUUGUCUCCAAGACCCUGGAAGAGCCUUUUGAAUUGGGACAAAAUCGCCGGACUUCAAUCCAGGAAGGAACAUUGCUGCUAAAUGGUGAUUUGCACCGUGGACGGGGAUCCCGUGACUUCAAUCACCUGCCAGUCAGUGAGUCCCUCACCACCAUCACCUCAGGUCUGACCCCCAUCCAGCCCACUUCACAAAUCAAGAUUGCUGACAGCUACUCUUGCACUCUGCCAAUGCCACGCAAGAUGUCAAUGGAAACUCGCCUGGCAACUGUAGUAGAGAACAAGACCCUGCCCCGCAUUAAUCCUCUUUCAAUCCUGCCUCCACGUUCCGAACGUCCGAGAGUCCAGGCAAUGUUCUCACAUUCGGCCGGAGAGAACAGCACCCUUCUCAACUUCCAAGAAGGAGACAUCAUCCUUUUAUUGGUGACUGAGGCGAAGGACGGCUGGCAUUAUGGGGAAAACGAGGCAACCAGAAUGAAAGGUUGGUUUCCAUUUUCCUACACCCGACCCUUUCCCUCAGCUGAAGGAGCUAACAAACUACUUAGCAGUGGCUUCCUUUUUAGCAAGUUGAACAGUAGCAGCACAGGAAAUUUGGAUCGAGCUGUAUCUCCAACUGCUGAACCUGAUGGGGAAGAUGAUUUACGGUUUGGCCCUUCAGCCCGUAUCAGUAUGUCUCGACAACGACCUUACAGCAUGCUAAAUCCUGACCUGUCACAAUUGGCAAAUGAGUUUGGAAGUCCAUCUGCCUCUCCUUCAAGGAUCAAUCCUUUUGCUCAUGUUAAGCUGAAACGUACGGUGACCAAUGACCGCUCAGCCCCACUCAUCCAGUGAAACGUGCAAUGUUAAAUGGAGAGAGCCCACUGCCCUGCUUUU
Molecule: messenger RNA, 1674 nt
Organism: Protobothrops mucrosquamatus (brown spotted pit viper)
Lineage: Eukaryota; Metazoa; Chordata; Lepidosauria; Squamata; Viperidae
Product: brain-specific angiogenesis inhibitor 1-associated protein 2-like
Exons: 14
Coding region: 22-1632 (536 amino acids)
Biological process (GO): plasma membrane organization; positive regulation of actin filament polymerization; actin crosslink formation
Cellular component (GO): nucleoplasm; cytosol
Molecular function (GO): protein binding
Source: RefSeq, a predicted model, not a curated record